Molecule: messenger RNA, 2787 nt
Organism: Dermatophagoides pteronyssinus (European house dust mite)
Lineage: Eukaryota; Metazoa; Arthropoda; Arachnida; Sarcoptiformes; Pyroglyphidae
Gene: fwd
Product: phosphatidylinositol 4-kinase beta fwd
Biological process (GO): phosphatidylinositol phosphate biosynthetic process; phosphatidylinositol-mediated signaling
Cellular component (GO): membrane; cytoplasm
Molecular function (GO): 1-phosphatidylinositol 4-kinase activity
Source: RefSeq, a predicted model, not a curated record
UUCCGUGAUACCGCAUUUUGAUCUUCAUUAUAGUGAUAUAUUCUCAAAAUAAUUCUACUCAUUCAUAAUACAUUCUCACUAAUCAAUGGCCAUUUGCUCAAUAUGAAUAUUGCAAAUAGUCAUCAAUCAUCAGUCGUUACAAAUCAUGGAUCUAUUGAUACAACGAUUGAUCGUCAAUCGGAUGAUGUUUUCAAAGAUGGUGAUAACAAAAACAAGAGCAUAGAAAAAUUGGAAACCGAAUCGAUGAUGUGUAGACCGCAAACACCGAUGCAACAAUCAUGGCUUCUUAGGCUUUUCGAAUCUAAAUUAUUCAACAUGAAUAUUGCCAUCACUUAUCUAUUCAAUUCGAAAGAAUCCGGUGUAUUGUCCUACUUGGGUAAUCGAAUGUUUACAUUUCCGGCAGAUGAUGUAGAUUUUUUUCUCCCACAAUUAAUUGUUUUAUAUAUUCACAAUAACAACAUCGCUGAUGCUAUACAUCCAUAUCUAAUACAUCGAUGUCGUCAGAGUGUUUAUGCAUCAACUAAAUGUAUUUGGCUUUUGAAUGCAUUUUGUCCGGAAACACAAUCAUCAACAAUAACACUGAUGUUACAUUCCCGUAGGAAUAAAUCCUUAGGACAUAGAUUACGAAAAUCGAUUCUCAACGAAGAAUUCCGAUUAUCAACUGCUGAUUUUAACCAAUCAAACGACAUGACCAAUAGUAAUUAUAUGAAUCAUUCCUCCAAUAAAGCGAAAAUUAGCCACAAUCAUCAUCGUACACAUUACCGAUCAUUCAGUGACGCAAUGACCAAAUCACAAUUAUCCGGUAUCAAUCUUAGCCAAACCGAAGCCAUAAUCGGCUGCAUUCACCAUCAGCAAAAAAAGAAUCGUUUUUUACGUAUUCCAUCUACUACAAACGGAAUGUUGAGAAAUUUGAAUCAAAGUGAGAAAACAUUUCCAAGUUGCCUUUGUGCGGCUCCCAGAAUUAAACCCGAAUAUGAAUUUAUACGUUGUUUAAUGAACAUUGGUUUGAAAAUGCAAUCUGUUCCUAGCAAAGAAAUAAAAUCCCAACUUUUGAUUAGUGAAUUAUCUAGUUUAAACAUUCAACUACCUGCUCGUGUUUGGAUACCUACAUAUACAAAGCACUCGCAUAUGAUCGUAAGAAUACCGCCGCAUGCUGCUGUCCUGUUGAAUUCCAAAGAUAAAGCACCAUAUUUGAUUUAUUUCGAAAUAUGUGAAUGUGAUGACAUAGAAAAAUCGCCAGUACCAGUGAAACAAGCACUAACAAAUAGCAGAAGUAGCCUUAAUGGCAGCAGUAGUAGCAUCAAUUUUUUAAUGAUGACCAACAAUAAUCAUGAUGGUAAUUUUGAUUCAAACCAGAAACAACAAUGUAUAUUACAAUCACAAUCAUUCUCGCAAAAUUAUUCGGCAUCUAUUAUUCGACAGACAAAAUCCGAAGAGAAUCUUAUCGAAUUUGCUAUGAAGCAUGGAAAAGAGACAAUCAAAGAUAAUCUUGAUGAAAAAAUUCCGAUUCCAUGUGAAGAUUCUAACAGCAACAAAAGCAACACUGUUAUUGUAAUCGGUGCAGAUGAUGAUGAAGAAGAAAUGCUGAUGGCUAAACAAUAUGGCGCGUUUAAUGUGUUACGUCGGCUACCAAAUCAGCGACAAGCCAAUGACAAUCUAUCACAGUUUUCUACUGAUUCUACGACAAGCAAUGAAGGCAUAUUGAUAGCUGCUGGUGAUAUUCGCCGUCGUUUGAACGAAUCAAUUGCUUCAAAGGAUAAUAAUUUCAAUAAAUUUUGUCCUGAAGAUCCAUCUGCUGCAGCAUUGAAGGAGCCAUGGGACGAAAAAGUAUCGAGAAUUCGUGAAUCAUCUCCAUAUGGCCAUAUCAAAUCCUGGCAUCUUGUUGCUGCCAUUAUUAAAUGUGGUGACGAUUUACGACAAGAAAUGAUGGUCUAUCAGAUAUUGGAAACAUUAAAAUCAAUAUGGGAACAGGAACAUGUUCCAUUAUGGUUGAGGCCUUAUGCUAUUCUCUCUACAUCACCUGAUAGUGGCAUAAUUGAACCGAUCCUGAAUUCGGUUUCAUUACACCAAAUUAAAAAACAUUGUCAAAUUUCAUUACUCGAAUAUUUUGUCAGAGAAUUCGGCGAUGGUUCGAUGAGCUCCGAAUUAUUUCUAACAGCAAGAAAGAAUUUUGUACAGAGUUGUGCAGCCUAUAGUAUCGUUUCGUAUUUGAUGCAAGUGAAGGAUCGACACAAUGGCAACAUUCUUCUCGACAAUGAAGGCCAUUUGAUUCACAUAGAUUUUGGCUUCAUAUUAUCUAAUUCUCCACGAAAUUUGGGCUUUGAGAAUUCGCCGUUUAAAUUAACUCCAGAAUUCGUGGAUGUAAUGGGCGGCAAGAAAAGUGAUAUGUUCGAAUAUUUCAAAAUUCUCAUAUUACAAGGUUUAGUAGCUGCACGUAAACAUUCAGAUCGUUUGAUGACUUUGAUUGAAAUUCUCAUAACUAGUCCAUCGAUGUCGGCUUGUUUUUCGAAUACGGCAUCGAUUCUACGUUCAUUACGUGAUCGUUUUCAUAUGAACAUGACUGAAGGACAAUUGCAACAGCAUGUCGAUACCUUGGUUGAAACGAGUAUCCAUUCGAUAACGACUAAACUUUAUGAUGGUUUCCAAUAUUUUACCAAUGGUAUUUUCUGAUAAUCAUGCGGCAAUCAUCAAGGCAACCAAAAGGCCAAAAACAAAAAUUUUUCGAUUCUAUUUUUGUUAUCAGAUUAUUUACAUUGUUAAUUAUUUUCUAAAUAAAAUAUUUAUCUU